AUGAGGGAGCGGACGGUGGGAACGGAGUACUCGACGGUGAUUUCGUCGUUCAAAGCGCUGUAUCGAGAGGCAGGAAUGCGUGGAAUGUAUGCGGGAUUUACGGCGCAUGUGCUGCGAACGGUUCCGAACGCGGCGAUAAUGUUUGUGAUCGUGGAAGUACUGCUCAACAAUUCGCUGUAG
Blastocystis hominis is the source of this 180-nucleotide messenger RNA. RefSeq lists its product as hypothetical. NCBI's taxonomy places the organism in Eukaryota, Bigyra, Opalinata, Blastocystidae. Gene Ontology annotation, cellular component: mitochondrion. The transcript has a single exon. Gene Ontology annotation, molecular function: pyrimidine nucleotide transmembrane transporter activity. The record is from RefSeq and is a predicted model, not a curated record. Gene Ontology annotation, biological process: pyrimidine nucleotide import into mitochondrion. Bases 1 to 180 code for a protein of 59 amino acids.